AUGGAGCCCCUCGCGCUGCCAGACGCCGUGUCUCCGGAGCCCUCUCCGGACUUCGCUUUCGCGUUCAAUGACGUCAAUUUCUCGGAUAGAAUUCUCCGGAUUGAGAUCAUACCCGAUUUUCCCGUUCCCAAACCGGACCCUGACGUCAGCCUCGCCGAUUGGUCCAGGAACCGGAAACGUCCGCGUGACGAUGAGCUCACGGUUGCAAAUGAACCUAUCGAACAAUGUGAAGAACAUGAUCUGAAUUGCAAUGUGCUGGAUUUGGAAGAAGCAGUUGCUUAUGAAAAUCAAGAGGAAGAAGCUGUUACAAUGGUUGAAGAGUCACCUUUGGAUGCAGAGACUACAUUGCAUGAAUCUGUAAAAUUCUAUUAUCUAAAAGGAAGUGAAGAAUUAUCUUGCAUGGAUCAUUCAGCAGUUCAAGUUAAGACACUCCACAUCAGCUCUCCAAUUUUGGCAGCAAAGAGUCCAUUUUUCUAUAAGUUGUUCUCAAAUGGUACGAAGGAGUCUGAGCCGCGAUAUGUAACUCUAAGAAUUCAGGCCUCAGCUGCCUUCAUGGAUUUGCUUAACUUCAUGUACAGCAACACUCUACCGAGAACACCAACUGCUUUACUGGAUGUGUUGAUGGCAGCUGAUAAAUUCGAGGUGGCUUCAUGCAUGAGGUUCUGUAGCCGAUUAUUACGCGACAUGCCGAUGACCUGUGAAUCAGCCUUGCUUUAUUUGGAUCUCCCCUCGACCGUUUUAAUGUCUGAGACGGUUCAGCCACUGAUGGAUGCCGCCAGAAAAUACCUUGCCACACGUUUCAAGGACCUAAGCAAGUGUUACGAAGAGGCCCUGAACCUGCCGCUCGUUGGGAUCGAGGCUGUCCUGCUCAGCGACGAUCUCCACGUGGCCUCGGAGGACGCCGUCUACGACUUCCUCCUCAAGUGGGCCCAGGCCCACUACUCGAGGCCUGAUCAGCGCCGUGAAAUCCUCAGCACUCGUCUCCUCCGCCUCAUCCGCUUCCCCUCCAUGACCUGCCGAAAGCUGAAAAAGGUCCUCGCGUGCAGUGAAAUCGAACCCGAGGUAUCCUCCAAGCUCGUGCUCGACGCCCUCUUCUUCAAGACCGAGGCCCCGUACCGCCAGCGGGCCCUCGCGGCCCACAACACGGGCUUUCAGUUCCCCCUCCACCGAUUCGUGGAGCGGGCUUACAAGUACAGGCCCGUUAAGGUCGUCGAGUUCGGGGCGCCACAUCAUCAGUGCGUGGUCUACCUGGACCUGAGGCGGGACGAGUGCGCGAAGCUGUUCCCUUCGGGCCGAGUCUAUUCACAGGCCUUCCAUCUCGGCGGGCACGGCUUUUUCUUAUCUGGCCACUGUGAUGUGGACCAGAACAGCUCGUUUCACUGUUUUGGGCUUUUUUUGGGGAUGCAGGGGAAAAGGUCGUCGGGGAUUAAGGUGGACUACGAUUUUUCGUCGAGGAUGAGGCCCACGGAGGAGUUUGUGAGCAAGUACAAAGGGAAUUAUACGUUAACUGGGGGGAAGGCGGUUGGGUUUCGGAAUCUGUUUGGGGUGACGUGGACAGCGUUUUUGGCGGACGAAAGCCCGUAUUUUGUCGAAGGGGUUUUGCACCUGAGGGUUGAGCUUACAGUGAGGAGGAGGUAA
Messenger RNA from Striga hermonthica, 1638 nucleotides. NCBI's taxonomy places the organism in Eukaryota, Viridiplantae, Streptophyta, Magnoliopsida, Lamiales, Orobanchaceae. The record is from the annotation of a GenBank genome assembly.